Molecule: messenger RNA, 1740 nt
Organism: Jatropha curcas
Lineage: Eukaryota; Viridiplantae; Streptophyta; Magnoliopsida; Malpighiales; Euphorbiaceae
Product: SH3 domain-containing protein
Molecular function (GO): protein binding
Source: RefSeq, a predicted model, not a curated record
UCCUUUUUUUUUUUUAACCAUUCCCUUCCCCAAAUUCCUUUAGCACGUGCGUGCGUGCGUGCGUCGGCGCACCAAAGGUCAAAACGCUUUCCUUGAAAAUUCUCUCUUUACAAAGACAGUUUUCGCUUUCCUUGUACAGUUUCUCUCUCAUCUUUUAUUGUCUACUGUUCGUUUCUGUUUACUGUAAAGGGCAUCCUUUCCCGAUCAAACUGUCGCUCUUUAUGUGCCCCAAGUUUAGGCAAGGAGAUAUGAAACUUCCAAUUCUCCCCUCAUCAAUGUCAUAAUUGAUUGAUUUUCAACUGUUUCCACUGAUACUGAUACUGACACUGAUACAAACUCUCUUAAGUGUAAGUCAAUUAGUAGGGUUUUUGUUUUGCUUUAAUUGGGUUAGUUUUUAGAUAUGGAGGCCAUAAAGAAGCAAGCUACAAGACUUAGAGAGCAAGUUGCCAAGCAACAGCAAGCCGUAUUGAAACAUUUGGGACAUUUUGGUAGUGAAACUGUUACCAUUGAUGAAGCAGAAUUUCAGCGUUAUCAACAUCUUCAAAAUCUGUACAAUUCUACCAGGUCAGCUAAGCAUUUUCAAAAGAAUAUUGUUCGUGGAAUUGAAGGUUUUAUAUCUGCAAGUUCAAAGCAAAUGGAGAUAGAGAGAAAGUUGGCUGAAGAUUGUUGCAAAUAUGGAGCUGAUAAUCAAAGCUUGAAUUCUCAUGUUGCAAGAGCUGUUCUUCAAUUUGGUACAUCUCAUAAUUUAAUGGAAAACGAGAGGGAAAAUUUACUUGGAAUCCUCAGUGAUCAGGUUUCUGUGCCUCUUCGAGCCAUGGUAACAGGAGCUCCUUUGGAGGAUGCUCGCCAUUUAACACGUUGUUAUGAAAAACUCCGCCAAGAGGUUGAAGCCCAGGCUGCUGAAGUGUUGAGGCGUCGAUCAAAGAUCAGGGAAUCCGACAUAUCUGCAGAGAAUUGCAUGAGGCUUCGAAGUGCAGAAUCAAGACUGACUGAGCUUAAAUCUACAAUCCUUGCACUUGGGAAAGAAGCAACUGACGCCAUGUUGUCUGUUGAAAAUCAGCAGCAACAGACUACAGUUCAGCGUCUAUUUACAAUGGUAGAUGCUGAGAGAUGUUAUCAUCAACAUGUUCUUGAUAUUUUAGAUAAAUUACAUGCUGAGAUGAUAUCAGAGGAGCAAUUAAAUGAAUCUUCAUCACAAUCAGCUACCACGCAGCAAAAUGUGAAUGCCCUAGCCAUACAUCCGGAUACUACAUCUAAUGGAGCUGGUGAUGAGAAAGAUAUUAAUCAAAAGGACACAUUUUUCAUAGCAAAAGUUAUACAUGCAUUUGAUGCACAAGCAGAAGGAGAAUUAAGUCUAUCUCUUGAUGAUUAUGUUGUGGUUCGUCAGGUGGCUCCGACGGGGUGGUCCGAAGGGGAAUGCAAAGGUAAAGCUGGAUGGUUUCCUACAGCUUAUAUAGAGAAGCAAGAGAAAGCACCAGUUAAUAAGAUAAUGGAAGAAAACUAAAUACCAUAUUUUCUUAUUGUAUAUGGUAAUCUGAUUUUGUGUAAUAUUCUAUUACGCCAAUCACUUGAUUUAGUGUCAGUUCAUUUGUCCUGUAAGUGUGCAAUAAAGUUUUCUAUAUAUGACAAGUAGGUUAACAGCCAGCUUGUAGUUUGUAAAUUUAGAUAUGAAUAUGAUUAUUUAUUUGUGCUGUGUAUUUUGUUUGAAAAUAAUUCAAUUAUGCAUUUCAUUUACUUCUA